AUGAGCACCAGAGAAGUGGGUGGACGGAAUCUCUUCUGGUUUGGACUACGUGCUAAACUGGCUGCAGCCCUGGUCGAACACCUACAAGAUCUCCACGAGACUCUGAAGGAGUACGAUCCUCCCAAGAUUGUCCACCCAGACAUCAAUGACCUCCAGCCACCCAAGAAAUCCCUCUUUGGUUCUCUCUUUGGCAGCGGGAACAGGAAGAAAGCCAUUGGCGAAAUACCGGAGAAUUUGCCCAAAGGAUUAUACAUGUACGGCGACGUGGGUUCUGGGAAAACGAUGUUGAUGGACCUUUUCUUCGACACAUUACCUCCGAACAUAACAUCCAAGACGCGCAUCCAUUUCCACAACUUUAUGCAAGACGUGCACAAGCGGCUACACAAGAUCCGAAUGCAAUACGGCAACGAUUUUGACGCUGUGCCUUUUAUCGCAGCAGAUAUAGCCGAAACUGCCCAAGUCCUCUGCUUUGACGAAUUCCAAGUGGUGGACGUUGCCGAUGCCAUGAUCCUCCGUCGUUUAAUUGAGGCCCUCAUGUCGCACGGCGUUGCACUGGUCACGACCUCGAAUCGGCACCCCGACGAUCUCUACAAGAAUGGGAUUCAGCGGCAGUCCUUCAUUCCUUGCAUCAACCUGCUGAAAAAACAACUCCGCAUCAUAAAUCUUGAUUCACAAACCGACUAUCGCAAACUCCCCAGACCACCGUCGGGAGUUUACCACCAUCCGCUCGACCGUGCGGCUGUCUCUCACGCAAAUAAAUGGUUCCGGUUCCUCGGCGACCCAGAAAACGAUCCUCCCCAUCCGACGACCAUCACCGUUUGGGGUCGCGAAGUACAAAUCCCCCUCGCCUCGGGUCGUUGCGCCAAAUUCACUUUCCACGACCUGAUUGGUCGCGCUACGGGGGCAGCGGAUUACAUUGAAAUGAUGCGCAGUUUUGAUGCGUUCAUUGUCACCGACGUCCCCGGAAUGACGCAUAGAGAACGCGACUGGGCUAGACGGUUUAUUACUUUCAUUGACGCCGUGUACGAAUCGCACGCGAAGCUAGUCCUCACGACCACAGUACCCCUGUCUCAGCUUUUUGUGUCCAAGAGUGAGCUAGACGAGUCUCUGGAUAAAGUCACUCACAAAGUUCGAAAGGAAAAGUCUGGGGCCUCUAAAGAGGAGCAUGCGGUUGUGGAAGAAGUCAAAAAAUCCAACCAAGGAAGAGGGGGUCGUGAGGAUGAAGGGGCAGAUGUUGACGACGUAAUGCGCAAUCUGAUGGACGACCUUGGGAUGAACAUGAGCAUGCUGAAGCAGAGUUCUCUGUUCAGCGGCGAUGAAGAACGGUUUGCGUUUGCAAGGGCACUCAGUCGCUUGAGCGAAAUGGGCAGUCAGGAGUGGGUGGAACGCGGACUUGGACUUGAGAAGAGAGGAGGAUUAGAGGAGAAAGAGGGAUGGCAAAGGGUCAGGAGCAGGUGGAGAGAAGACAGUCUCUGA
This is a messenger RNA of Cladophialophora psammophila CBS 110553, 1476 nucleotides long. RefSeq lists its product as uncharacterized. The coding region runs from base 1 to 1476 and encodes 491 amino acids. Gene Ontology annotation, molecular function: ATP binding; ATP hydrolysis activity. Lineage: Eukaryota; Fungi; Ascomycota; Eurotiomycetes; Chaetothyriales; Herpotrichiellaceae. Gene Ontology annotation, cellular component: mitochondrion; cytoplasm. Gene Ontology annotation, biological process: protein quality control for misfolded or incompletely synthesized proteins. The record is from RefSeq and is a predicted model, not a curated record. The transcript has a single exon.